Closterium sp. Naga37s-1 is the source of this 1197-nucleotide messenger RNA. The record is from the annotation of a GenBank genome assembly. Lineage: Eukaryota; Viridiplantae; Streptophyta; Zygnematophyceae; Desmidiales; Closteriaceae.
AUGGGGGGGCCAAUGAUGGUGCGCCCAGGCUUUCCGCCGAUGCAUCUCCCCCCUGGCGCGCAGGGUUUCCCGGGGGGCGGUCCCCCCGGGCCCCCCGGGCCUCUCCCCGGUCCCCCCGGGCCUCCCCCGGGUCCCCCUGGUGCGCCGUUCGCAGGCGGACCUCCCCCGCAGGCAGGCGCGCCUGGGGGAGGGUUUCCUCCGCAGUUCCCCCCGCAGCAGAUGCGGCCGCAGUUUCCGCCGCAAAUGCAACCGCAAAUGGCGCACGGGCAGCAACAACACCCGCCGCCGCAGCAGCAGCAACAACAGCAGGAGCAUCAUCAUCAGCAGCAGCCGCAGCAGCAGCAGCAGCAGCAACAGGGGGGGGGUGCGGGUAUCCUGGGGAGGAGCAGCAGCGGCGGGGUUGGAGGCUCAAGCGGGGCAACCCUAGGUCCGGGGACGGGGGUGGUCGUCGCGGUGGUGGUGGGCGAUGGCGCAGGGGGAGGCGGAGGCGCGGGGGCGCGCGGGGAGAACGCGGAGGGGGAGGGGGAAGGCGGGAACAAGCGGAAGAAAUCCCGCUGGGAUAUAGAUGCGGCUGCCAGGGCGGAGGGUAAAGCGGGUGGGAGAGGGGAGGGAGCGGGGGAAAGGGGGGAAGGCGGGGGAGGCGGGGAAGGAGGGGAAGGCGGGGGGAAAGAGCGCGGGAGGGGCCUCGCGGAGGCAGGAGGUGCUGCUGGAGCCAAUGGAGGCGUGGCACGUGGACAGUGGGGGAGCGAGGGGAUGGGGAGUGCGGGGAGGGGAGGGCUAGAGGAGGCCGUUCAGUUCGCUGUAUUGAAAGACCAGGAAGAGGCGGCGCAAGCAGCUCUGGCUCGUGGGGCGAGCCAGGCAGCAUCGGGGGACAUGGACACAUCAGCUGACCCCCAGUCGCUGCUCAACUCUCGCCACGACCCCAACGCCCUCAAGGUACCCGCUCGGCCCGGCCCCACUCGCUCUCCGCGCUCGCUCUCCCCCACUCGCUCUCAACCACUCACUCUUCCCCACUCACUCUCCCCCACUCGCGCUCCCGCACUUGUGCUCCCCCACUCGCUCUCCCCCACUCGCUCUCCCCCACUCGCUCUCCCCCACUCGCUCUCCCGCACUGCCCCCCCCCACUUGCUCUCCUCACCAACCCCUCCUCUCGCUCUCCCCACUUCCUUUUCCAAUUUGCUACUUGUACCUUUGUAG